UGUGAAAAAAACAAAAACAAAAAGAAAACUUUUAAAAGGAGGAGGGGGUUGCUGUUACAUUUAUUUAUUCAAUUCAAUUAUUAGUAGUCACAUUUUCUAAGGUGCUUCUACCCUUCCACGCAAUCUCAACCUCCCUUUUAGAGAUCGGAUAAUUUUCAGUUCCCAAAUUCCGAAUUUCCCCUUCGUAAAUCCCCACCGUCUCUAAUUUCGUUUGAUCGCUGCGUGGUUCAAGACUAAAAUCUUUAGUUACUUAUUCAUUGGUUCUGCUUCUUCAAGUGUUUUAGGACUUGUAUUACAUUACAUAGAUUAGGGCUUUGGAGCUCGAAUCAGGCUUUGUUGAGUGAUUUUCUUUGUAAAAGUUAACAACUAAGGAUUCUAUAGUUUUCAGUUGGUAACACAUAGAGACACAGAAGGCUGCAGUAGGAAAUAUAUUUAAAGUUGAGCCUCGUGAUGGCUGGUGUGAAACGGAGAAUAAUUACUGAUUCGGAUAUCCGGGCUCUCCAUAAAGAACUGGAUGAAGUCUCAUGUCCAAUCUGCAUGGACCAUCCACAUAAUGCUGUUCUCCUCCUGUGCAGCUCACACGAGAAGGGUUGCAGAUCUUACAUUUGUGAUACAAGUUACAGGCAUUCAAAUUGCCUAGAUCGAUUUAAAAAAUUAAGGACUUAUUCUAGUAAGAGUCCAAUGUUACCUCAUCCAAUACCCCUAAACCCUCAGGAUUCUAGUACUUCUGAUAUGAACUUGGCUUUAAGAACUGAUUUUAUUGAAGGUAACAGAAGUCGAAAUCUGAAUGAAACCAAUGGCACGCCAGGAGGAUCAGAAGGUAAUAUCCAAGAGCCAAAUAGGCAUCUUGAUUCACAAGGAGAAGGCAUUAUAGAAAUAGGGGACUCUGAUUCAUCUCAGGGAAGAGCUGAAUCUGAAGAGGUGGAUGCAGAGAAUACAUCAGAGUCUAAAUCUAGUUUGAAAUCUCUCUGUCGAGGGGACAUACUUGGCUGGGAGGUUGUGGAAGAGGCCAGAAUGUAUCUAAAUUUGAAGAAGAGAUCUUGUUCUAGGGAAUCUUGCGCCUACAAUGGAAAUUACCAGGAAUUGCGCCGGCAUGCCAGGAGAGUUCACCCAACAACGCGACCUUCAGAUAUUGACCCAUCAAGAGAACAAGCCUGGCGCCGCCUUGAGCACCAAAGAGAAUAUGGUGACAUUGUAAGUGCUAUUCGAUCUGCCAUGCCAGGUGCUGUUGUGGUUGGAGACUAUGUUAUCGAGAAUGGGGAUAGGUUGGCAGCCGAUAGGGAUAAUGGCACAGGUGAAGAGAGUGCAUCAUGGUGGACUACUUUCUUUCUGUUUCAGAUGAUUGGUUCGAUUGACAGUGUUGGUGAACCAAGAGCAAGGUCCAGGGUUUGGUCUAGGCAUCGACGCCCUGCAGGAGCUUUAUCGGAGCGCCGAUUCCUUUGGGGUGAGAAUCUGUUGGGUUUGCAAGAUGAUGAUGAUGAUGACCUGCGCAUAUUAAGCGAUGUAGGUGAAGAUCCAUCUCCAAACCCAAGAAGACGUAGGCGUCUGAUGCGAUCAAGGUCAGAUGAAGAUCAGUCAUGAACGGAGUCAGAUAUUGGUCCUGGUAAAUUCCAGUUUCUUGACUUGACUUCAUAUGGAAUUGUAUUUCAGAUUGCUUUUGGCUGACCCUACUGGUAUUCUUGCUAUUGAUGUCCCAGCAAUGUGCAUGAACUGUAUUAAUUUUUGGACAAUGAUAGAAGUUUGCUGGUUUCAGAAGCCAUCAGCUUGUGGGUUUUCCAGAUGUGUCUAGUUAAGUGGAGUCCUGUAAACUUUUAUGUGUGUCGUUAUACAUGUACGUGAACAAGAAAUGUUUACUGGUUUUGGAUGAUUAUUCUAUGUACUGAGACUCAAACCGGUGUUACUGUUUAAAUCAGGACAAAGUCUUGCGUUGGCAA
Messenger RNA from Theobroma umbraticum, 1934 nucleotides. Its product is annotated as cellulose synthase, putative (DUF1644). The record is from RefSeq and is a predicted model, not a curated record. Lineage: Eukaryota; Viridiplantae; Streptophyta; Magnoliopsida; Malvales; Malvaceae.